Molecule: messenger RNA, 1063 nt
Organism: Cuscuta europaea
Lineage: Eukaryota; Viridiplantae; Streptophyta; Magnoliopsida; Solanales; Convolvulaceae
Source: the annotation of a GenBank genome assembly
GGCAAUAGUUGAAAUUGAAAACAAUUCAUCCUAGACCUGGUUUUUAGAGCAUUUGAGGGAGGAUUUGCAGAUCACUAACCCUUCAGAUAGGAUCAUUAUCAGUGAUCAACAGAAGGGCCUGGCAAAUGUAAUAGCGAGUGUUCUCCCUCAGGCUAAGCACAGAAAUUGUGCUAGACAUAUACAUGCGAACUCGAGCAAAACUCAUAGAGGCAUGGUGUUGAAGAAACUAUUUUGGCAGUGUGCUAAGUCUACCUCAGAACCUCAACUACAGGCUUCGUUAAGUGAGUUAGGCAAGGUUGAUGUUGCAGCAGGUACAGAGUUGCGCAAAUAUGCACUGAAGUUCUGGUGCAAGGCCUUUUUUAAGACUGAUGUGAAGCGUGACAGUGUUGAUAACAACUUGUUUGAGGCUUUCAAUAGCACACUGGUUCAGUUCAGAGACAAGCCAUUGAUCCCUAUGCUUGAGUGUAUGAGAGUGGCUAUGAUGAAGAGAGUAGCCAAAAAGAAGAAAUAUGUGAAGAAGUGGCCAGGUGCAUUUGGACCAUUGAUAAUGAAAAAGUUGAACAAGAACAUACUAUCAAGUCAAGGCUGGAAUGUUGACUUUAAUGGGGAUGAUGGCUACAAAAUUAAAAAAGGAAGGUCUCAGUUCAAGGUCGGUCUGAAUGCAAGAACAUGUGCAUGUAGAAGAUGGGAUCUGACUGGUAUUCCUCGUUGUCAUGCCAUAUGUGCAAUCCUGGAUGAGGGAGAAGACCCUGAAGUAUACGUGCACUCAUGUUACUCCAAAGAAAUGUAUGUGAUAACUUACUCCUAGACGCUGCAUGCAAUCAAUGGUGAGAUGUUGUGGCCAAGAAACCAGUAUGAAGAGAUUCAUCCUCCCUUACCUAAAAAAUGAGUGGAAGACCAAAGAAGAAAAGGGCGAGAGAGGAAUCAGAAACCCAUGCACCUACAGGAGGAACACAUAUGCCGAGGAAGGGAAGAAUCAUGACAUGCUCAAAGUGUAAAGGGGAAGGUCAUAACAGAAAGUCUUGUGCACAUGGAGAAAUACCUACUACAGUUUAUACAGGGG